AUGUCCGAUGUGGUUCUGACUGGCUCAACUGGCUCAACUAGAGCCAGUUCCAUUGUUGUCGACGAGGAUGAUGAGAAAAAUCCAGAAGAAGACAACUCGGAUGCUGAUACAGUUCGCAUGAGUACUCCAGAUUACGAAAGAUGGACCAGCGAAAAUCGUCACAUCAAAUCACGGAAUUUGCUCCUUACGGAAUCUACUCCGGCUUCGACAUUCCUCAAGUACCGCAACUGCCAGCGACUUGAACAUACUCAAACUAGUCAAGCUAGUCCUCCUGCAACUAGAGGAGAGCCAAACAAGGUUGGAGAUUCCAAGAAGGGUACGUGA
Molecule: messenger RNA, 324 nt
Organism: Penicillium oxalicum
Lineage: Eukaryota; Fungi; Ascomycota; Eurotiomycetes; Eurotiales; Aspergillaceae
Exons: 1
Coding region: 1-324 (107 amino acids)
Source: RefSeq, a predicted model, not a curated record